AGGAGUGGCUCAUCAUUGGACCAAUAAAAAGAGGCUGUAGAGAGGGAGCGCGUCAGCAUCUUUCAUUGUCACGGUCAACUACAACGAGCAAACGACCGCGCUACUGACACGUGCUACUCAUCUUUAUCCAGGUAGUGACGGAAGUUUGAACGGGACAUUUCUGAAUUUCAUUUAUAGACUCCAAGACAUACAAACGAAGAUGGGUGUUACAACAAAUCUGCUUCUCUGUCUGAUCAGCUGUUCCCUGUACAUAUCUUUAGCUCAUGGUCAGAGAAUACCAUUUAUCCGCUAUCUACGGACUGGAGGAGGGGGAUACCCAGUGAUGGAGAGGGUAUACCUUAAAUCGUCGGGACGCGAUCGGGAGCCAGAACCUGAAGCUAAGUGCGGCAAACCGAUGGACUCUUGCAUUCCUGACGUGACCGAGUGUUGUAACAACAUGCAGUGUCUCAACAAGGCCCACAGCUACUGUCUGUACCCUCUCGAGAUGUGCUUGUGUAUAUCCCCAACCUCGCACAACGUCGACAUGCUCUAAAUCACGUGAUAAUCCAUAAAAACCAACUGUGUUAAGCCGUUAGGAGCAUUGAUCAUUAUAAUACAUGAACAAUAAACAUUUUGUGAGAAAACAAAGCUAAGUGGUAUGUGAAGUAAUGAAAAGACGAUUACCAGUGCUCAUUUGGUAUAUUUUGAUUCUCUUUACCUAAGAACUCUUCCCUUACAGAAGCAAUAAGAUAUUAUGUAAUGUUUACUGAUGACAGUCAUUCUCAUGCGCGUAGUGAUACAUCAUGUACAUAUGUGUACGUCAACAACCUCGGGGUUUCCAUUGCUAUUUUCGGACGUAAACAGAAGUACCGGGGAUACGAGAUUUGUAACUCGGGUAAAUUAAUCAUUUCGCCUAUUAUUCAAUUUACCUGAGUUCCAUUGCAGUUAUCACCCGAUAACCUACACUAAAUAGAAAGUUAGUCCGGAAUACACUACAUUGAAUGUUGUCAGUGAUUGAUAUUAGAAACUUUCGUGUGUGAUUUCCGCACAAGUACUACACUUAAAACAGAUUAAUUAUAAAUCUAUUAAAUUCGAUUUAUACGUAUUACCGUGUUAUUGUCGUGUUAUUUUUUUACCUGAGAGGUUAUGUCUCUAAUAUUGUUGUACACGUGCAGAGACAUCGACACUGUUAUUCAGUUCUCCUAUUUAU
Mizuhopecten yessoensis (Yesso scallop) is the source of this 1189-nucleotide messenger RNA. RefSeq lists its product as uncharacterized. The coding region runs from base 200 to 532 and encodes 110 amino acids. Lineage: Eukaryota; Metazoa; Mollusca; Bivalvia; Pectinida; Pectinidae. The transcript has 4 exons. The record is from RefSeq and is a predicted model, not a curated record.